Messenger RNA from Vigna umbellata (rice bean), 1618 nucleotides. The record is from RefSeq and is a predicted model, not a curated record. Lineage: Eukaryota; Viridiplantae; Streptophyta; Magnoliopsida; Fabales; Fabaceae.
UCUAAUUAAUGGUUUACAAGAAGAGAGCGUGGUAGAGACAGCGAAAGGGAAUUGGGUCGAUUGAACUGAUGACAGAGGGUAGCAAUCCAAUAUCUCCGGUGGACGGCAUGGACGUGACCGGCGGCAGCAAAGAGCAGCAGGCGGCGGGAGUGGGGAUUCUCCUUCAAAUAAUGAUGUUGGUUCUGUCUUUCGUGUUAGGUCACAUCCUUCGUCGCAAGAAGAUUUACGUUCUUCCCGAAGCCAGCGCUUCUCUUCUCAUUGGCUUGCUCGUUGGUACACUCGCUAACAUUUCUCACACUCAAACUAGUAUCAGGGCGUGGUUCAACUUUCACGAGGAGUUUUUCUUCCUCUUCCUUUUACCUCCCAUAAUAUUUCAGUCUGGCUUCAGUCUCUCGCCUAAACCUUUUUUCUCUAAUUUUGGAGCUAUUGUCACGUUUGCUAUAUUCGGCACCUUUCUGGCUUCCAUUGUGACGGGUGUCUUAGUUUAUAUUGGCGGAUUGAUGUACCUCAUGUACAGAUUACCUUUUGUUGAGUGUCUAAUGUUUGGUGCACUGAUAUCCGCAACCGAUCCUGUUACUGUUUUGUCCAUAUUUCAGGAGCUUGGCACAGACGUCAAUCUUUAUGCCUUGGUUUUUGGAGAAUCUGUUUUGAAUGAUGCAAUGGCUAUUUCUUUGUACAGGACAAUGACAGUGAUAAAAAGUCAUCCAUCUGGACAAAAUUUCUUCAUGGUGGUUGUUAGAUUUUUAGAGACUUUUGUCGGGUCAAUGUCUGCUGGUGUUGGAGUUGGUUUUGUAUCUGCUCUACUAUUUAAAUAUUCAGGGUUGGAUAUUGACAAUCUUCAGAACUUGGAGAGCUGUCUUUUUGUUCUUUUCCCGUAUUUCUCGUACAUGCUUGCUGAAGGUCUUGGACUGUCUGGUAUUGUAUCAAUAUUGUUCACAGGAAUGGUCAUGAAGCAUUACACAUAUUCAAAUUUGUCACGUAGUUCUCAAAGAUUCGUCUCUGCUUUUUUUGAGUUGAUAUCAUCGUUAGCUGAGACAUUUGUAUUUAUCUACAUGGGCUUUGAUAUUGCUAUGGAGAAACAUAGUUGGUCGCAUGUCGGAUUUAUAUUCUUUUCCAUUAUAUUCAUUGGAAUUGCAAGGGCAGCCAAUGUGUUCUCAUGUGCUUAUUUGGUCAACUUGUUCAGACCUACCCGCCGACAAAUUCCGCGAAAACAUCAGAAAGCACUUUGGUAUAGUGGACUUCGAGGGGCAAUGGCUUUUGCCCUUGCUCUGCAAUCAAUUCAUGAUCUGCCAGAUGGACAUGGACAGAUCAUCUUAACUGCAACUACUGCAAUAGUUGUUUUGACGGUAGGCUUUCUCAUGCUUGUCAUCAAAUAUUUUAAUCUAAUCAUUAGUCAUUACAUUAAAAAUAAAUGCAUGUGGAAGCAGAGUAAGGUCCUUUGCUAUUUCACUCUUUUGAAUCUUAUUUUCACGCUUUAUUCUGUUUCUGACAUUCCAUAUCUAUAUUCCUAUCUAAAAGGCUAUUUGAAAAAAGAAAACUUUAUGUAAAGCAUGAUAUGUCAUUUUUAUCCUUUUUUAAAUUGUCAUUGCGUGCGUCUUUUCUUUCUUACCUCCAUAUG